AUGCUGACAGUGGGCGGAUGGGACGGUGAUUUUGGAGUGACGUGGUUUCCCCGAUGUGAAUUCGGCGGCAAUGUAGGCGGAGUUGUGCACGGCUGGCCAGCUAAAGGUGGCUUCUACUCCCGUAUCUGUUCUGUAGCAGAGCUUGAGUUCUUGGGACUUGACCGGUUCGAGCCAUCCGACAGACCAGACGACCCUGAGAAUGAAGAACCUCACUGCACUAAAAUGCGUCAACUCGGAGCCAGGUGGUUUCGUGACCCUGAUCACAAAAUACGUGCUGGGCGGAAGCUCCGAAACGGAGGUCCAGAUACACCACUUCUAUUUGUCGGUUGGCCUGCCGGUGGUGGUGUUUGGACCAUCAAUAUCAACAUAUCUCAAUCCGCACAGAAGGGCCUAGGGAGAAUUGACAAUGCAUUCACGAUGGAGGAACUCUGCAAGAUGAUUGAGCAACUUGGGGGAACAUUCUACGCCGAUCCAAAGGAUUGUCCUCAUUUAGACCUGAAUGGUUCUCGAGAGGGGAAUGAUGGUACAGGCUACUAG
Molecule: messenger RNA, 537 nt
Organism: Fusarium pseudograminearum CS3096
Lineage: Eukaryota; Fungi; Ascomycota; Sordariomycetes; Hypocreales; Nectriaceae
Exons: 1
Coding region: 1-537 (178 amino acids)
Source: RefSeq, a predicted model, not a curated record